Odocoileus virginianus texanus is the source of this 1717-nucleotide messenger RNA. Lineage: Eukaryota; Metazoa; Chordata; Mammalia; Artiodactyla; Cervidae. The record is from RefSeq and is a predicted model, not a curated record.
AUGUGGGAAUCUGGGGAGAACUGGAUCAGCUGCAGGAAGCUGGAAUCGUCCCCAGUGGAUGUAUUCACACCGCGGCGAUUGGCCAGCAGUCCAAGUGGAUGCCCCAGUUCGGCAGCUGCGGACAGCGCCAUGUGCGUGGACCUGCAGCUCCAGAGCUGCAGCGACGUUGCCUACAACCGGACGGCCUUCCCCACGCUGCUGCAGCACCGAUCACACGUGGGAUACUGGCUGGAGCGGCAGCCAGACGUCUCAGAGCGGGGUCCGGGGAACCGAGGCCUGGACAUCGAGGAGGCACUGCCUUCGAGCCACCCGCACACCUUCAUUCAGUUCACUCACCACUCCUACGCCCAGAUGGUGCGCGUGCUGAAGCGGACGGCGGCCCGCUGCGCCCACAUCUCCAAGACCUACAGCAUCGGGCGCAGCUUCGACGGCCGGGACCUGCUGGUCAUCGAGUUCUCGAGCCGGCCUGGCCAGCACGAGCUGAUGGAGCCGGAGGUGAAGCUCAUCGGCAACAUCCACGGCAACGAGGUGGCGGGCCGCGAGAUGCUCAUCUACCUGGCCCAGUACCUCUGCUCUGAGUACCUGCUGGGCAACCCCCGAAUCCAGCGCCUGCUUAACACGACCCGCAUCCACCUGCUACCCUCCAUGAACCCCGACGGCUACGAGGUGGCGGCCGCAGAGGGUGCCGGCUACAACGGGUGGACCAGUGGCAGGCAGAACGCACAGAACCUGGACCUGAACCGAAACUUCCCUGACCUGACGUCCGAGUACUACCGCCUGGCCUCGGUCCGCGGCGCGCGCAGUGACCACAUCGCCAUCCCCCAGCACUACUGGUGGGGUAAGGUGGCCCCCGAGACAAAGGCAAUAAUGAAGUGGAUGCGGACCAUCCCCUUCGUGCUCUCAGCCAGCCUCCACGGGGGUGACCUGGUGGUGUCCUAUCCCUUCGACUUCUCCAAGCAUCCCCAGGAGGAGAAGAUGUUUUCUCCCACGCCCGACGAGAAGCUGCCCCCACCCCACUGGGCUGCAGGCAUGUCCGACUUCAACUACCUGCAUAGCAACUGCUUUGAGAUCACGGUGGAGCUGGGCUGCGUGAAGUUCCCCCCGGAGGAGGCCCUCUACACCAUCUGGCAGCACAACAAGGAGCCGCUGCUGAACUUCAUGGAGAUGGUACACCGGGGCAUCAAAGGCAUGGUGAUGGACAAAUUUGGCAAGCCGGUCAAGAACGCCCGGAUCUUAGUCAAGGGCAUCCGCCACGACAUCACCACUGCCCCAGAUGGUGACUACUGGAGACUGCUGCCCCCCGGGGCCCACAUCGUCAUCGCGCAAGCCCCCGGCUACUCCAAGGUCAUCAAGAAAGUCAUCAUCCCCGCCCGGAUGAAGAGGGCUGGCCGCGUGGACUUCAUUCUCCAGCCACUGAGGACUGGACCCCAGAAGUUCCUUCCCGGGUCCCGGAGGGGUUGGCCCGGAGGGGAGCCCCAGGAGCCCGACCAGGAUCCCCUGGGGGCCCGGAGACAGCCCACGACAGGCGGCAGCAAGCCCUGGUGGUGGUCCUACUUCACGUCGCUGGGCCAGCACCAGCCUCGCUGGCUGCUCAAGUACUAGGCUUCCAGGCCCUGCUGGACAUGCGGGCCACGUCAUCUCCUGCUCUUGAUCCGUCUUCCAGAGGCGUCCCAUGAAGCCGCCUCCGUCUCAUUAAAGUGUUUCUCUUCCCCUCCCA